Molecule: messenger RNA, 1981 nt
Organism: Lagenorhynchus albirostris (white-beaked dolphin)
Lineage: Eukaryota; Metazoa; Chordata; Mammalia; Artiodactyla; Delphinidae
Gene: BNIP5
Product: BCL2 interacting protein 5
Exons: 12
Coding region: 1-1920 (639 amino acids)
Source: RefSeq, a predicted model, not a curated record
AUGGAGCCGCCGCGGGGCCCAAGGAAGCCUCUGUCAGGGAGGAGAGCCAGGUCUCUGGACAGGCUGCAGAACCCCCAGAAGGAUUCAGAGUCGCGGGACUGCUGGUGCAUUUCCCGGCCCACCAGCCCCUCCAGAAGGCUGCUGCGCCGGACGGCCAGCGAUGGGGCCAAAUGUCCCAAGAGCCCAGCUCAGUCUGCGGAGGCUCAGCGCACCACGGCUGCAGCCCUCAGCCCAGAGGAGACCAGGAAGUUUCUCCCCAGUGAGCAGAGGCCUCCGCAGGACACCAAGAAGGACAAGGCCCAGGGUCGGGCCCAGCAGGGGUGGCUGAAGACCAUGAUGAACUUCGUAUUUGGGACGAGCCCUGAGGAGCCCAAGGAAAAGACCAACAAGAGGGCCAAGGGGAAGGAGGGCUUCCCCGAGCCUGCAGAAACCCCCGAGACACCGGGCGACCCAGCUCCCAGGAAGAAAGCCCACAGCAAGAAGGCCAGCCGCAAGAAACACGGUCACAAGAAACAUGGUGCUGAGGAAACCAAGGGCAUCCGAGAUCAGGAGGCCAAAGGGCAGGAGGCCAAGAUGGCUGGUGCCUCAUGCUGCGAGGAGGCUGAUCUGGGCCCAGCAGCUGGGGGUGGAGGUGCUGGAGUCCGGAAGGUUUCUUCCCAAGCCACAGGUCGCCAGGGAGAAGAGGAGCUCGGAAAGCCUGACAAGGAUACCAUCAUCCAGAAGAUAGCGGGAUUUCUCAAAAAAGUGGGAGACCAGUGGGAAGAAGAGCAGCAUCAAGCCUCUCAGCCAGAGGUGGCUCCUCAAAACCCAGCACCAGGCUUCAGGAAGAAACCCCAAGAGAGAAAGUCUAGCCUCAAGAAAGCCUUUUCUCAUAAGAAACAUGGUUUUGAGGAGCCCAAGAGAGCACAGGCUGCAGAUGUUUCCAGCCCAGAGUCCCGGCCGCCCAAGAGGCCCAGCUUUCUGCCCCUGUGUGUUGGUGGCCAUCGACCCUCCAGCUCCAGCAGCCCAGGUGUGGAAAAACCUGAAGUCCAAGAGACUCUGUCUACAGAUGGUGGGGAUCCAAGUCCCUUCGAGCUUUCCAACCCAGCAGGAAGCCGGGGACCCGAAGAGGACCUGCAGCUGGACAGAGCCUCGGAAUUCAAGGAAUUUAUCCAGGAGAUCAUGGACCUACUCCAAGAUGCAGAGGAGCAGGGGGGAGACAAGCAACUUCAAGUCCAGGAGGCACAAGUGGCUGUAGGAAACCUGGCCCCAACCUCCAGGAAGAAAUCACAAGAGAAAAAGUCCAGUUUCAGAAAAGCCUUUUCUCAUAAGAAACAUGGCUUGAAGGAGCCCAAGAGAGGGGCUGCUGCAGGUGCUGCCAGUCCAGAGUCCCGACCGUCAAAGAGGCCCAGCUUUCUGCCCCUGUGUGUUGGUGGCCAUCGACACUCUAUCUCCAGCAACCCUGAUCCGGAGGAUGUGGAGUUCCAGGAGUCCUCGCCUGCAGAAGGGGGGCCAGUUGGAUCCUCAGAAGCACCCUCCCAGGCCAGAAGCCACAAGCCAGAAGCAGGACCUCAGCCACAUGGAGCAAAUGAAUCUAAGGAGCUGAUCAUCCAGAAGCUGGUGGCCCUUCUCCAAGAAGUGGAUGGCCAGUUGGGGGAGCAGUUCAGGCAACACCCCAGCUUUAAGAAGUUUUUCUACAAGCUCCCAGACUCUUCCCUCAGAAAGCUCGUAGCCACCCUGCGCCCCCAGGAGGCCCACUCCACGGAGCCCAAGAGACCCUACCCGUUUGUCUUUGGCUUGGCUAACAAACGUGCUGGCAGCAAUCACCAAGCCGUCCUCAGCCUCACGGGCCUACACUACAGGCGACCGAGUUUUAGCCAGUUCCCAUACAGGGAGGACCAGCAGAAUGACACAAAUCCUCAGAGCCAGAGUCCAGAUUGAAAGCUAUGCUUUGCACUCAAGUUCCCUGAAUUAUCCAAACAUCGGCGGCUUUAGCCAGAAG